Podospora bellae-mahoneyi is the source of this 1371-nucleotide messenger RNA. RefSeq lists its product as uncharacterized. The record is from RefSeq and is a predicted model, not a curated record. Bases 1 to 1371 code for a protein of 456 amino acids. The transcript has a single exon. NCBI's taxonomy places the organism in Eukaryota, Fungi, Ascomycota, Sordariomycetes, Sordariales, Podosporaceae. Gene Ontology annotation, biological process: spliceosomal tri-snRNP complex assembly.
AUGGAACAAAUCACACAACCAAGCACACGGGAUCAAAAUGCCGGCCAUGUACUCGAGCAGGAUAUCACUGUACGGCCAAAUGAAAAUGAUGAAUGGCACGAGAGCAUCAGGGACGCAUUACGGAUACUAGACCUACCAGACAACUUCACCGUUGGGCUCGACCUGAUGACCAUGACUACCACCACCAGCCUCCAAGGGUUUCAGAAAAUCCCGCCAGGGCGUCAUUUUCUUUGGGUGCAGCAACCAGGUGCUCCCUUCCGGUCAGGGUACUGGUUCGUGUCAAAAAAUUGGCGGAAAGAUUUUUGGAUCAUAAAGUGGGACAAGUUCAACGAGGUGCUGGCCGAACCGACUCCUGAGGAGAAGAAGGAUGCUGUUGACAGAGCGGAUUUCGAGAAACUCGUACCAUACACCCUUGAUGGGCUGACCAACAACAAGGGCCGGUCCGGUGGUGAACCGGCAGUUGCUGAUUACUCGUUUGCACCCACUGACUCUUCGCAGCCGCUUUGGUCACGAGAUCCUGGGUCCCUCUGGGCCAUCCUGACGGAUAAUAUUACUACCGACACCAUUCCUCGAAACAAAUUGGAGCCACGUAACAACGAAUUUCUUGUCGAUUCGACUACUGAUUGCAGGCCAGACCUGCCGCUGGAAAGUAGUUCAGCAAUGCAAGCAAAAUACGAUGGCCAGUUUCACUUUAUCCCGUUCUCCCACAUACCGAGGGAAGCUGGGUCCGGAAGAUUAAUUGGCAGACCACACGACGAAAUUAUGGACGAGAUACUCUCCGAGAUACAAUUCUCCUUUAUGACCGGAACUUUGCUCAGCAACCUGGCCUGCCUUGAGCACUGGUGGGACUUGGUGUUGAGAGUGGUGUUGAAAUCCUGGGAUUUGGUUUGGGCACGACCCAAGUUUGUGGGGGACAUGAUUACGAUUUUGCAUGCCCAGUUGUACUUCACAGAGGUGUGUCUUGAGGGGGACAACACGCCUGUGUUGGGUGGGGCCAAGGGGAAGUCCAAGACUGAGGCUGGUCCGAAUCCGGAUAGGGUGUUGUAUCAGGUCAAGAGGGGAAGCAGGGAACGGUUGAAGAAGGCGCUGGAGAGCUUUAGACAGGACACGAUAAUUCGUAUUCCAGGGCAGAGUGGGAAGAUUACGGAGGCCAGGAAGGGGUUUGAAGAGUUGGAAUGCUUCUUGUUUGGUUUGGGCUGGGACCUUGGGGGAAAGGGUUCUGGUGCCAACAGAGAGGACAGCAGCAGUAGCGAGGAUGAGGAUGCAAAGGAGGACGAGAACUGGAAUAGCGAAGAUGAUGAUGAUCAGCCGGUUAUGGUUGAGUUGGACGAGAAGGGAAGAGAAAUCGGGCUGGUCAGCUUUAACGACUAG